AUGGUAAUUGGGCUUUUCCACCCACAAAUAUGGAUUCAAGCAGUUGCCCUAACUGUGAUUUACAUUAUAACAUUCAUUACAAUACUUGGCUUCCUUGUGUUUCUAUGGACGCCAGUCUUCCUACCGAUUUCUGUUAUAUUCGGACCGGCCGGACCAUUGACAUAUAUAUUAACACUAUACACGAAUACACAGCUUAUCACGACAUAUAUUGUCAAUUCUCACUUAUUCGUUCCAUUGUUUGAUCAUACGUUGUCAGCCCUUUUGCACGUACCCAUGAUUGUAUCAGUUAAGAAGGCUGAUCUAACCGAACCAAAAGAAAUUAAUGCCCAUGAGGUGUUAACCGUCUUGCGAUUAAUGAUCAGCGCUUCUGUAUUGAUAUUUUUGGUAGCGGUACCGGUCGUUGGUCCUAUUAUUCUUACUUUUGCCAUGAAUAUGAAAUUUGCGUACGACAAUUUUGAACGUUACCUUAUUCUUAACAAUCUCUCGCAAAUAAAAAGAAGGGAUUUUUUCUACCAGCACCUUGUUCAGUUCCUAUACUAUGGCAUGUCAUUUACUAUUCUGGGUUUUGUACCAUUACUAUCAGUAUGGGCAAUGGCAUGUUAUCCCCUAGGAGUGAGCAUGUGGGGUGCCUUGAACUCUCCAGAAUUUGCUGACAUUGAGGGUGAAAUAGACCAUUAA
This is a messenger RNA of Eremothecium sinecaudum, 678 nucleotides long. Its product is annotated as HBL055Wp. The record is from RefSeq and is a predicted model, not a curated record. Gene Ontology annotation, cellular component: ascospore wall; prospore membrane; lipid droplet. Lineage: Eukaryota; Fungi; Ascomycota; Saccharomycetes; Saccharomycetales; Saccharomycetaceae. The transcript has a single exon. The coding region runs from base 1 to 678 and encodes 225 amino acids.